AUGUGUGGUAUCUUUGCCUGCCAUGGCCAUCCCUCCAUAGCCAGCUUUAAAGCCACUGCCCUGCAGUGUAUAAAAUGCCUCCGACACCGUGGCCCUGACUGGUCGGGAAACUGGACCGGAAAAAAUACCAUUCUCUGCCAUGAACGCCUUAGUAUCGUGGGCGUGGAUAGCGGCGCACAACCCUUGGUCAACGAUGAAGGCACUAUUGCUUUGGCCGUCAACGGCGAAAUUUACAACCACCGAAUAUUGCGCAAGCAUUUCAAGACUCCCUACAGCUUCAAGACCAACAGCGAUUGUGAGGUCAUCAUUCCUCUCUAUCAGGAAUACGACACAGAUGCGCCCAAGCACUUGGACGGCAUGUUCUCUUUCGUCCUCUACGACAUGAACCAAGACCGAACAAUCGCUGCGCGGGAUCCCAUUGGUAUCACCUCCUUCUACCUCGGUCGAUCAAGUCAAACGCCAGGAGCCGUGUUUUUUGCUUCCGAGCUUAAGGCCUUAGCUCCAGUGUGCGACGAUAUCAUAUCAUUCCCUCCGGGCCAUGUUUAUGAUUCCAAGACCGAUAUGAUCGCUCGAUAUUUCGAACCAACAUGGUGGGAUCCAACCAACGUCCCAACCACACCGAUUGAUUACAAGCUGAUUCGAAAGACGUUGGAAAAGUCGGUUCUCAAGCGACUCAUGGCUGAAGUGCCGUAUGGUGUUCUCCUAUCUGGCGGACUUGAUUCGAGUUUGACGGCUUCAAUCGCCCAGCGGGAAUCUCUUCGACAACGGGCACUCGCCAAUCGUCAAACCAACGGUCAGACCAAUGGCGUGGUAAACGGGGAAGUCAAUGGGUUCAAACCGCCAAAGGCUGGAACCAGGUUGGUGGGGAUUGACGAUGACGAUGAGUUGUCCACGGUCACAUCUCUACCUCAAUUGCAUUCUUUCUCCAUUGGUCUUCCAGACGCCCCAGAUACGAAAGCGGCCAUUGAGGUGGCCAAAUUUCUCGGUACCAAGCAUCACGACUUCACGUUCACCAUUCAGGAAGGACUAGAUGCUCUGUCAGAUGUCAUCUACCAUCUCGAGACGUACGACGUCACCACCAUUCGUGCCUCCACACCCAUGUAUCUGCUGAGUCGAAAAAUCAAAGCCAUGGGAGUGAAGAUGGUUCUGAGUGGUGAAGGAAGCGACGAAAUCUUUGGGGGUUACCUGUAUUUCCAUGCCGCUCCAAGCAAAGAAGACUUCCACAAGGAGACGGUCAGAAGAGUCAAGAAUCUCCAUCUUUCCGAUUGUCUGCGCGCCAACAAAUCGACAGCUGCGUGGGGGGUUGAGGCUCGAGUGCCUUUCCUGGAUAAGCAAUUCCUUGAGGUUGCCAUGAAUAUUGACCCGGCUGAGAAGAUGAUCACCAAAGACCGGAUAGAAAAAUACAUUCUCCGCAAAGCAUUCGACACAAGUGACGAACCGGAUGUGGACCCUUAUCUGCCAGAUCAUAUCUUGUGGCGCCAGAAGGAGCAAUUCAGCGACGGGGUAGGCUAUGGCUGGAUUGAUGCACUGAAAGACAACGCCGAGAUCAACGUGACAGAUGAAAUGAUGGAAAACCCCAAACCUGAAUGGGGCGAAGACGUACCAACUAACAAGGAAGCAUACUGGUAUCGAUUGAUGUUUGAUCAGCAUUUCCCCUCCUACUGUGCAUCCACGGUGAUGAGAUGGACACCAACCUGGUCCAAACUAACCGACCCCAGCGGCAGAGCCAUCCCCAUCCAUGUUGCGCGAUACGAUGAAAACGAGAGUGGUUCAUGA
Messenger RNA from Rhinocladiella mackenziei CBS 650.93, 1776 nucleotides. RefSeq names its product asparagine synthase (glutamine-hydrolyzing). NCBI's taxonomy places the organism in Eukaryota, Fungi, Ascomycota, Eurotiomycetes, Chaetothyriales, Herpotrichiellaceae. Gene Ontology annotation, molecular function: asparagine synthase (glutamine-hydrolyzing) activity. Gene Ontology annotation, cellular component: cytosol. The record is from RefSeq and is a predicted model, not a curated record. Bases 1 to 1776 code for a protein of 591 amino acids. The transcript is spliced from 2 exons.